Molecule: messenger RNA, 4957 nt
Organism: Petromyzon marinus (sea lamprey)
Lineage: Eukaryota; Metazoa; Chordata; Hyperoartia; Petromyzontiformes; Petromyzontidae
Gene: HASPIN
Product: histone H3 associated protein kinase
Biological process (GO): protein phosphorylation; intracellular signal transduction; mitotic cell cycle
Cellular component (GO): nucleus; cytoplasm
Molecular function (GO): ATP binding; histone H3T3 kinase activity
Source: RefSeq, a predicted model, not a curated record
UGGAGGUCACGGUUACCAAUAAAAAGGCGGCUUGCAGGCGCCUUCCACGCCAUUGGUCGACGCGCGUUUGUUGUACUUUUUUUGAAUUUAAACGUGGAAGCGAGAGCAAAUGGCCACGGACAGCGAACGCAUUGACGCUGCUCGACCUUCGUUGGGCAACUUUUAGUUAACGAUGCAGGGCGGGCGAAUGCUGCGGACGUACGGACGUCGUCGGGGCGAUGUUUAUGAGUCCGAUCGCAUGUGGAUCUCAACCCCGCACCAUCUGUUCGGAUUCUCACCCGAGGACAAGAAUGAAGACAUGGAGGAAGAUGGCUCUGACGGCAGCAGGAGAGGCGUCGGUACGAGAUACAUGGGCCACACGAUGCCGCGACUGGCAGCCGAAUGUGAGGAGUCGAAUUGCGGCGACAGGAACGGCACAGGGGAAAAGAAGCGUAAAAGACAGCGCAAAGCCAAGGAAUCUGCCCUACUCAAACUCAAAGCCUGUUUUGAGGAGACCCCUAUGAAAACGCCCAAGUUGACUGGCGGAGGGAAGAAAACUAACGAAAGCCCCUGGGUGCCAGACAGAGCAAUGGAUGUUGCUUCGGAAGAAAAAACUAUUAUUCGCAGAAAGCGAAUGGCGGCUAAAGAAAAAUCGAAAGUCAAAUAUUCUGAAGACGAUAACAAGCAACUCAAAGGGACUCUUGCUUCCUCACGAAAGAAUGGCAAUGAUGAUGCAUUUCGCAAUCGCAUUAGGUUAACAUUCAACGACGACUCCCUGUAUUCAACGGAAGAGACAUCCGAUAUCUCAGUUAGUGGUGGCCAAGGAAGCGAGAGCUCGAUGUCCUUGCAAGAGAAUUCCAUUAAAGACGCGCACAAGUUCGAUUCCGCUGUCGGGGAAAUGCGAGGAAGUGACACGGGCCAUGACGUAAAGUCUGCUGAUGGGAAUGCGUCAUUUCUGUUGGAAAACGCAUGCAACAAAUUACCUUUCAAUAGGUUUGUGACUGUAACGAGAAAACAAAAAAUAAGCACUUUGAGCGAUUUGGAGGACGUAUUUAAUGCCGAAGCUUCGACUGGAUCAGUUGAAAGUGUGCCAAAGCAGUUAGCUGUGUUUGCAAGCACACCAAAACAUAAGUUUUCCAUCUCGAUAGCUACCUCAGGUACGGCUAGCCGUAUGGGUAAUUUGGAUUUUUCUCAAGUAAAUUUAGCCAACAAACAAAUGAGGCUCCGCAACUGUAAAGUGUUCUUGGAAGACUUUGUACUUCAUCACGAUAUUCAUAGCUUUCUACAGAAAAAUAGAGUUAGGGUCAGUUCAAAGAUUUUGCACAAACUCAAGAGAAGUGGCCAUUUAAACGGUUCGUUUGUGCAAGUGUGCACAGAUUGUCUCGAAGCAGGUCACCUCACAGCAAUGGACAAGAUAGCCUCCGCAGGCGAUGGAGUUCCCGUUGACUUGGCCGCCAGUGUGUGCAGCGACAAUGCAGAGCGUUUGUUGGGCAACAAUGACUCUUCUCAUCACAUGGACCACAACAGUACCAUCAUGACAGAAACACUUGACGCAUCCAGAACGGAGACCCCUGAAGUUCAGCACGACGGGUCCUCCCUGUGUGAUAACAGCAGCCUGUUUAACAUUGGUCAGACGCCCAAGUUAGCCAACAACUUGGGGAGGGAUCAUCCCUCUGCAACACUUGACACAUCCAGAACGGAAACCCCUGAAGUUCAGCACGACGGGUCCUCUUUGUGUGAUAACAGCAGCCUGUUUAACAUUGGUCAGACGCCCAAGUUGGCCAACAACUUGGGGAGGGAUGAUCCCUCUGCAACACUUGACACAUCCAGAACGGAGACCCCUGAAGUUCAGCACGACGGGUCCUCCCUGUGUGAUAACAGCAGCCUGUUUUACAUUGGUCAGACGCCCAAGUUAGCCAACACCUUGGGGAAGGAUGAUUCCUCUGCAACACUUGACACAUCCAGAACGGAGACCUCUGAAGUAGAGCACGACGGGUCCUCCCUGUGUGAUAGCAGCCUGUUUUGCAUUGGUCAGACGCCCAAGUUAGCCAACAACUUGGGGAAGGAUGAUUCCUCUGCUCCGAUGUCCAACGGCAAGAAAUGGUCGCGCAUGAAAUCGGUGCUUGGUCGACGCAACUCCGUUUUGUUCACGCCAGAGUCUCCGCCAAACAAGCACGCAGCGUUGGUCCGGCGGUCGGAGUUUAGCACUGCGAUACCACUGCCCUCCCUGGUGACCACUUGCGCCACUGGCAGUCCCAACACUGAGGCGUGUGCUCAAGGGCUGCAGCUCAUGGAUAUGGACGACAACAUUGGUGGAUACAAUGCGUUUCUAAGCCCGAUGCUUUACAACGAUUCCAUCCAGGAUACAGAGGCAGGGUUGGCGGAGGAGAACAUUUACCGAGAAUGCAAGCAGAUGGGCCCUUUGGCCUUCUCGCAGUGGCUGCUGUCGCUUGAGGGGGGCAGCUGCAUCAAGGUUGGGGAGGGGGUUUACGGAGAGGUGUUCCGCAUGUGCAGCGGUCGCGACAAAGUCUCCGUCUUCAAGGUGGUUCCUAUCGAGGGCAGUGUAUUGGUGAAUGAAGAACCCCAGAAGUCUUUUGAGGAAAUCCUUCCCGAAAUCAUGAUCUGCAAGCAAUUGAGCAGCCUACAUGAAGGGGAGCAUCACCAAUCUGAAAACUUCAUCAAGCUGAAUGGUCUGCGCUGCCUGCAGGGAUCUUACCCGGACCGUCUGUUGGAAGCGUGGAAUGAAUUCCAUGAGAACAAAUUAUCUGACAACGACUGCCCUAACUUCUUUACAGAUUCCCAACUCUUUAUCGUAUUUGAGUUUGAGGAUGGGGGCACCAGCUUGGAGACCUAUCAGUUCUCGUCGAUGCUGCAGAUGGUCGCCGUGCUGUACCAGGUGCUGGUCGCCCUGGCUGUGGCUGAGGAGGCCAUAUGCUUUGAGCACAGGGACCUGCACUGGGGCAACGUUCUGGUGAAGCAGACCAAGAAGAAGAAGCUGAGCUACCGGCUGUUCGGCCAAACGUUCAGCAUGCCCACGCACGGCGUGCAGGCUAAAAUCAUCGAUUACACGCUGUCCCGCAUGGAACACGAUGGAAUGAUAAAGUUCACCAACAUGGCAUUGGACGAGAUGCUUUUCCAGGGUCAGGGCGACUAUCAGUACGACAUUUACCGCAUGAUGCGCAAUGAAAACAAUAACAACUGGGCAGCCUACGCCCCACACACCAACGUACUGUGGCUGCACUACCUGGCCGGCAAGAUGCUGCACGGAGUAAACUGCCGUCGGAGGCGCCACGUGUCACCACGCAGCCGCCUCGAGCGCUUUGCGCGGGAGGCGCUGGCAUUCCCAUCGGCCACCGAGCUCGUGAGGAGUGGGCCCAGCCUCCUCGUGUCUCACCCCCACCGAGUUGACGGAAAGGAGGUUUCUUUUUUAAGUCCUUGACGGUGUCGUAGUUAUGCGUUUUAUUCAUAACGGCGCCUUGGAAACGUGUGCGAAACAAAUGUGGGGUAACUCUCCUUUAGUAACAGCAUGUUUAUCUCAUAGUUCCACGCUUAGAAUUGAAUGCAAUUCCGAACAGGAUUUGGAUUAUCAGAAUUGUGGGUGGUCGGGUUGCAUGAAGCCCUGGUUGUGCCAAAGGGGGAAGACGUGGGGUCCUGACCGUCUUGGUGGAAAUCACCAUUGAAACAGCUGAUUUUUGUCAACUGGAUGUCUGUAAUAUACCCACAAUACUAGCCUCCACGAGGAUGCAUUAUUUUAGACUAUUUUUAUAUAAAUGUUAUGCUUAUUUCAUAUUAUUGCACAGACCAACAUGUCACAGGGAGGAUCAGCAGACAUGGAACGUGAUGGACAAAACAUGACAAAAAAAUCAGCUUAAAUGGACAAAAUGUAGAGGUCAGAUGAGACCAUAGAAAAAGGCAGUGCAGGAGAAACCGACAACACUGGCAUCGCUCGACUUACAAAAGGGGAGAUGCGUUCUUGAAAAAUGCACGCGUAAAACGAAAGUUCGUAAAAUCACAAUGACUUUUCCAAUUAAUUUAAUACGAAAUAUUUGGAUGUUUUGUACAGUAAUUCCAACUCUCUACGCCCUAACCUAAAAAUAUACACCGACAUCGCUCUUCGUAAUGCAAUAGUAAUAACGAACAUGAAUAUUAAAGCGAUUGAAUAAUUGUAAAAAAAAUGAUUAACCUUUUCUGGGAAUUCACCAAAAGAUCUUUGUUGCAAUGACUGGAAAGGUGACGUGGAAGCGCUUUAGUUGCACUGCAGGGAUACUGUGAGGCUGUCGUGGAUGGAUGACGCAGCCUCCUAGAUGGUUCUUGUUUUAUCCCAUGUGAAAUUUUUAUAACGCGGAAAUUUUAUUUUGUUAAUCGAAAAGUGUCUAAUUUGUCAAUUGUGUUGACGCGAAAUAUAGCUUGCCGAGCUUUCGUAAAUCAAGAGUUGUCUGUAGAGUAAAAAACGAACAGCACAAGAUGGUAUUAGUGCCAGCAUGUAGAAGUGAGCACUCAUCAGCCACAUCACGAGAAGGAAUGAUGGACUGGUGAUGCAUCCGAGAGGACAAUCGCUGUGGAGAUAUAGCACGGGUGAUAGUUCGUGCGCGGCAGCAAGAUGAACCGUAAAAAUGUAGAAUCAAUGGGGAUGGCCUUAGAGAAGCCUUUCUGGCAUUGAUUAUGUAUGAAUGUAUGUAUGAGAGAUGAGAUAAUUAAUGUGCAGGUGUGUGAAACUUGUGGCAUCAAAGGGGGGUUAAUCAAGGGCAUUAAAUCUCUGUCGUGAUCACCUCAGUGCACUACCAUCCCUAAUGAGGUCAAUAAAAAUAGCUCAACUUAAGAGUACCACCACGGUGUUUCACAUGUCCGUACUCAUUAUUUUCGCCCCCAGCGUUGCCUUUGCAGAGAAAUCCAGAGCUGCAUCAGAUGCAAGGCGGAUGACCAAAUUGCAGAGGGCAUCCAGUGUCUUCUAUUUGUUUUUUUUUACUUAAUUUUAAUU